Entamoeba invadens IP1 is the source of this 693-nucleotide messenger RNA. Its product is annotated as serine/threonine protein kinase HT1, putative. Bases 1 to 693 code for a protein of 230 amino acids. The record is from RefSeq and is a predicted model, not a curated record. Gene Ontology annotation, molecular function: ATP binding; protein kinase activity. Gene Ontology annotation, biological process: protein phosphorylation. NCBI's taxonomy places the organism in Eukaryota, Evosea, Mastigamoebida, Endamoebidae. The transcript has a single exon.
AUGGUCAUUCAAUUCUUCGUUUUGGGAUCAUUGGGUGAAUUUUUAAGAAAAGACAGACAGGACUAUUUAAAACUCCCUUACAAGUUAAAAAUACGAAUGUUGUUUGAUACAGCAAAGGGAAUGCAAUUUUUACACGAAAAUCGAAUCAUGCACUUGGACUUGAAACCAGACAAUUUGUUGGUCAAUUCAUUGGACCCACACUCGGUGUGUUCAGUCAAAAUCACAGACUUUGGUACAUCACGAUUUGUCAAAAAGACGAUGAAAAAGAAUGAAGACAAAGGACUUGGGACUCCCGUAUACGCAGCACCAGAAACUUUCCACGACGAAUACACAUACUCCGGAGAUGUCUAUUCAUAUGGGAUUACAGCCUGGGAAAUCUUUUAUCAAGAAGAGCCUUACAAAGAACUUAAAUCUGUGUUUGAAAUUAAAGACCAUGUAGAAAAAGGGAAAAGAUUAAUUCUUGACAAAAGUAUGCCACCAGAUUAUGCACAACUUAUUCAGUCGUGCUGGAAACAAGAUGGCAAAGAGAGACCAACAUUUGAUCAAGUAACCAAAUUGGUUGUAAAAGUCGACGACGAAGUUGCAGCACAUACAGGCCUUGAUGAUGGUGUUAGUCAAGAGAAAAUUGAUGAAUUCGCAAUGAAAAGAACAGAAAAGAUGCAGAAACAAAUCAACGAUUUAUAUAGAAAUUAA